This is a messenger RNA of Rotaria sp. Silwood2, 207 nucleotides long. The record is from the annotation of a GenBank genome assembly. Lineage: Eukaryota; Metazoa; Rotifera; Eurotatoria; Philodinida; Philodinidae.
AUGGAAAAUAAUGAUCUGAAUUUCAUCGAUGAUAAUAAUCUUAUGUCCAAACGAAGUACAUUUAAUCAAGGAUAUGAUGAUAAUGAAUCACAAUCACCAGGCCAAUGUGUCCGAUGUAAAUUUGGUAUUUUUCGUUGUUGUUAUCCAAAUAUUUGUGUUAAAAAACAUUUUCGGCCAGAUAAAUGUCUUCGUAUAAAGAGUGGCUAA